AUGUUGAGCCGCUGGGUCAAAGGCCCAUCCUCCAGCCACGACACCGAUGGAGACUGGCAGACCCGCGGCAAUCCCACCGCACAGAUUGUGAGCUUGGCUCACCCUCAGCCAUGGUGCAGGCUAGGCUUUAGUAUAGCGGGUGGUGUGGGGAACCAGCACAUCCCUGGAGACAACAGCAUUUAUGUCACAAAGAUCAUCGAGGGAGGAGCAGCUCAUAAGGAUGGGCGACUACAGAUUGGCGAUAAGAUACUGGCGGUGAAUAAUGUGUGUUUGGAGGACGUGAUGCACGAGGAUGCGGUGGGCACACUGAAGAACACAGCAGAGGUGGUCUACCUCAGAGUGGCAAAGCCAAACAACCUGUACCUUACCAGCUACAACCCACCAGACCUCACAAGCACGUACUCUCCGCAUCUGGACACAGACCUUGGACAUCCAAACUUCCUGGCUUCGGAUUACCCACAAGCCCUCACUCCCACCUCACCAAGCCGCUUUUCUCCUGUGCUGCAUGGCUUGAUGGGAGAUGACGACUUACCCAGGGACCCGAGGCGUGUUGUGAUCCACAGAGGAUCGACGGGUUUGGGGUUUAAUAUAGUUGGAGGGGAGGAUGGUGAGGGAAUAUUCAUCUCUUUCAUCCUGGCAGGAGGCCCUGCAGACCUGAGCGGAGAACUGCGCAAAGGAGAUCAGAUCUUAAGUGUGAAUGGCGUGGAUCUGCGGGCAGCUACACAUGAACAAGCAGCAGCUGCCUUGAAGAAUGCAGGACAGACUGUAACCAUCAUCGCUCAGUACAGACCAGAAGAGUACAGUCGAUUUGAAGCUAAAAUUCACGACCUCAGAGAGCAGCUGAUGAACAGCAGUAUGGGCUCUGGAACAACUACAUUACGAAGUAACCCUAAACGAGGCUUUUAUAUCAGGGCUCUGUUUGACUAUGAUAAGACAGCAGACUGUGGUUUCCUGAGUCAGGCCGUGGGCUUUAAGUUUGGAGAUGUGCUGCAUGUUUUGGACUGUGGAGAUGAGGAGUGGUGGCAGGCCUGCAGAGUCAGCCCACAGGGGGAUGAGGAGGAGGUCGGCUUCAUCCCCAGCAAGAGGAGGGUUGAGAGAAAAGACUGGUCACGGUUGAAGUCAAAAGAAAGGGACCGAAGUCGAGACAGUACACUUUCACAGGGAAGGGAAGAGCCAGUACGGAGUUACGAGACACUUGCACAAGUGGAAGUGCACUACGCGAGGCCGAUCAUUAUUCUGGGCCCGGUGAAGGACAGAGUGAAUGAUGACCUGCUGUCUGAGUUCCCAGACAAGUUUGGAUCUUGUGUCCCUCAUACGACACGACCCAAGCGGGAAUAUGAGGUGGAUGGGCGGGACUACCAUUUUGUGUCAUCGCGGGAACAGAUGGAGAAAGACAUUCAGAAUCAUCAUUUCAUCGAGGCGGGCCAGUACAACAGUCACCUGUAUGGAACCAGCGUUCAGAGCGUCCGAGAGGUGGCGGAACAGCAGGGAAAGCACUGUAUUCUGGAUGUGUCCGCAAAUGCAGUUCGUAGGCUACAGGCUGCACAGCUUCACCCAAUCGCCAUCUUCGUACGGCCCAAAUCACUGGAGAACGUCCUAGAGAUCAACACGCGACUAACUGAGGAACAAGCCAGGAAAGGUAUGGACCGUGCUAUUAAACUGGAGCAAGAUUUCCUGGAAUGCUUCUCUGCGAUCGUAGAGGGCGACAGCUUCGAGGAGGUUUAUCAUAAGGUGAAAACUGUGAUCGAGGAGCAGUCAGGGCCUUAUAUCUGGAUUCCCACGAGGGAGCGUCUGUGAGAGUCCACCCAGAGCCAAACCACCUCGCCCAGUCACCAUUUGGCCUGCCUGCCCUGGACUGUGAAGCUCCGACUCGUAGAGCUCGCGAGAAACAGACAGAGAGAGAGAGGGAGAGAUGGAGAGAGUGAAAGCGAGGGAGAGAAGUCACAGAGACACCAGGAAAUGAUGGAGUGGAACAGCACAGGAGCUGGCCACACCACAUCUGCCUCUCUUUUCCUCCUUUUCCUAGCUUUGUAACUUCCUUUUUCUGCUUUUAACUUCCUUUCUCUUCCUUUCUCUCAGUCCUUCUCUGUUUCUUUCUGGCUUUCUCUCUAAAUAACGUCCUUUCAGACAGGACUGGUGAGCUGUUUUUCACGAACUGGGAUGCAACAAAGAAAUUUUGUAUAUUGUCAGAUUCCCUCUCGCUCUCUCCGAACAAGACAGGAAGUGGAGAGAGAUGAGCGACCGCCUUGGCUUUUACUGGAAUGAGACGUUCAAGAGCUAUUUCUGAUUAAAGGAGCUCGUUUCACAGUACUAAAGGAGAAUUGAACUGAAAUAUGAAAGUAUAUUUAUCAGUAUCAAUAAUGCGCUGAAAUCUUCAAUAUCAAAGAUAUUACGACUACUCAGAGACUGAUGUUCACCCACAGUUAUCAGCAUCAAGGGCGUUUAAUUCCUUUUAUAAAUUUGAAGUGCUUGACGAGUGCUUUCUGAAAUGCAGGAAGUACCGAGCUGGCGAAACUAAAACGUUUGCCUCAGUCCUUCGAAUGUUCCACUUAAACAGUUUGCAGCUAGUUCAUCACAUUGAAUGGAUAAUAAGGAAGGAAAACGGGAAGACGCAGACUGUGACUUUCAUUCUGCACAUCAUAGAAAGCCACACGCUUGAUAUUCCGGGGUCUGUUUUCUUUGAUUUUCUUGCGCUUACAUGUAAACAUGCACAUUUAGACACACGCCAACAUAGACUUUGUAAUGUUUGCCUUCUUCUAUUUGGAUCUUCUUGCAACAGCCAGAUUGAUGUUUUCCUUUGAGCUGAAAUGUAUUUGCUCGGUUGGAUUAUUUCCCUGAGUGCCACAGCUCUCAAACACAAUGACUCCAGGCUGCUCUUUAAUGUGCAAUAUCGGGCUCUUCCAUAAUCUUCUCAUAAUGUAACGAAUUUUAGCCAUGCUUAGAUCUUGAAGUCAUCGGUAAAUUAUCAAACCGCUUCAAAUGUAAUACUUUCGCCGGUUUUUAAACAGGAUUUCAGUUUAGAUCACACUCAUGUGCUGAGUGGCUACGUUCACACCACAAUCCAAUUCAUUAUAUAUAAAUUAUUGAUUUAAAU
Messenger RNA from Sinocyclocheilus grahami, 3094 nucleotides. Its product is annotated as disks large homolog 4-like. The record is from RefSeq and is a predicted model, not a curated record. Gene Ontology annotation, biological process: embryo development; postsynaptic neurotransmitter receptor diffusion trapping; chemical synaptic transmission. NCBI's taxonomy places the organism in Eukaryota, Metazoa, Chordata, Actinopteri, Cypriniformes, Cyprinidae. The transcript is spliced from 16 exons. Bases 1 to 1797 code for a protein of 598 amino acids. Gene Ontology annotation, cellular component: neuron projection; postsynaptic density membrane; basolateral plasma membrane. Gene Ontology annotation, molecular function: protein kinase binding; ionotropic glutamate receptor binding.